Diversispora eburnea is the source of this 489-nucleotide messenger RNA. The record is from the annotation of a GenBank genome assembly. NCBI's taxonomy places the organism in Eukaryota, Fungi, Glomeromycota, Glomeromycetes, Diversisporales, Diversisporaceae.
AUGAGUGAUAAAGUUAAUGAAAUAAAAGAAAAUGUCAAAUCUGCAAUGCCAUCGGCUCCGGCUCAAGUUCAACAACCACCCGAUGUAUCUCUUCCCGAGAAAAUUGCUUCUCCUAUGUCCACUAUAAGCGCUCAUUAUGAUCCAUAUCCUCAUUAUUUUAUGUCUGCUGCUUCAUUUGUUGGAGCGGGAUAUGCUUAUCAAUCUAUGAAACAACCAAAAACUGCUGCUAUAGCUGCUAUUAUUGGAGCUGCUUAUGGUGCCGCAGGUAUUCAAAGUGGGGAUACGGCGUUGCUUCUCGUAAUGGCGUCUGUCGCUCUUAUUGCAACGUCUGGUCCUGCAGCGUGGGCAGCCAAAGAUCCUUAUCACUCUUAUCACGUUGCUUUAGCAAGUUUGGGAAGUGUUAGUACCGCAGCAAAUAUAAUGAAUGUUUAUAAAUUAGAAACGGGAAAACCAAGAGAAAUGGAAGUUAAAGCGGAAGUUAAAAAAUAG